Messenger RNA from Trichoderma virens Gv29-8, 567 nucleotides. RefSeq lists its product as uncharacterized. The record is from RefSeq and is a predicted model, not a curated record. NCBI's taxonomy places the organism in Eukaryota, Fungi, Ascomycota, Sordariomycetes, Hypocreales, Hypocreaceae. The transcript has 2 exons. The annotation marks the transcript as partial.
AUGGCGGCAACCCUCGGCCAAAUCUACGGCACGGCUCCUACUCACGUCGCCACUGACAACUUUGCCGAGCGGCUCGACCGCAUCUCGCAGACCGUGACUAGUCGUCGCAACAAGGGCAAGCUACCCGACGACAGCACGCGAGCCUGCCGAACUCUUGUCAUCCGGGGCUACAAUACCGGAGAGGAGUACUGCGCAUUUAUCAAUACCUUGCGCGAUCCUCGAAUUGGCGAGAGGGCAGCGGCCAGCCGGAAGUGGAAGCCCGACGCCCAUUGGAAGCUGCAUCUGUCCCCUUCUUAUUGGCUCCUCAAGGCGCUGCGAUUCCCCAAGGGCAUUGCGGUCGAUGAGGCGGGUAACAUUAACCGCCCCGACCUAUACCGUGUAUGGGGCAACACUCUGCUGCCUUGUCUCAUGGGCGGUGACGAUCUGCAGCUGCCUCCGACCGUCAUGACGGUCGAUGAAAAGGACGAGGAGGGCCAUCACCGCAAUCGCCUGGCCCAAGAUGGCAAGAUCUCGGCCCUAGAGUUCUUCAGAGCUUCCGGAUGGCCCAUAUUCCGCCUCCGGACCCAG